Mercenaria mercenaria is the source of this 1851-nucleotide messenger RNA. RefSeq lists its product as uncharacterized. The coding region runs from base 283 to 1425 and encodes 380 amino acids. The transcript has 3 exons. The record is from RefSeq and is a predicted model, not a curated record. Lineage: Eukaryota; Metazoa; Mollusca; Bivalvia; Venerida; Veneridae.
UUAUUACCGGUUGUUGACAUCAUGUGAUAAAAUUACGCAGGUGUCUUUGAUUUAAUUAAUACUUGUGUUUUGCCGAAAAUUACGAUGGAAUGUUAUCGGUUUUACAGCACUACUUAUUAUGUCCGAAUGAUAAAACACAUCCUCUGAUUUCAUAGUCAAAGAAUCAGCUGAUGAUUUUAACUUCUGAAAUUCUGCAAGAGAAACUCGGCUUACAGCGUUGUUCGUUAUGUUGUGUUGAAAGAAGGCAUCUUCUUCAUUGUAGAAUGCUGCACAACACUUGACAUGUAUUAUUUGCUUGGACUUUUAUAUAUGUUCAUACUACCAUGGUACCAUACCGCAACAGAACCUGCAGUUAUAUAUUCAGGAAACAGUGUCUGCAAUCAAACAGUCGUCCUAGGAUCAAGUCUGUUUUCAGCUCUAGUAGAUUUCUCACUGGCAUCCAGAUCGCCUGAGACAAACUCAACUUUCUCGUGCAAUUUUAGGGUAGAGACAGUUACAAGUUCGCUGAUUGCCAUCAAAUUUUUAUCGCCUUUGUACAGCCCACAAGUAUUCGACCAUUAUGGAUGCAGAACAAAAAUGAUCAUAACGUCAGAUGAGUUAAACAUUAAACAAUGUAAUUCCAUUCCACAAACUGAAUUAUCAAGCCACGAGUAUGUCGAUGUACGAUAUGAAAUUCAAGGAAACAGACCUGCACACAAAACCAAUUACCGUUUUAAGAUGUUAUUAUUCACCUAUAGUUUUCUUAACCGUGCUGGCACUUGUCAAGUCAAUGAAACGUAUUGUAUCGGAACGAGGAGAUGCAUUUACGAACCACUAAAAUGUUCAAGAAUAUAUGAUUAUUGUAAUAACAAUAUGAAAAACUGUCCGUACCAAAGUUCGAGAAGGCGACCGGCAUCUUUCAGUGGAGUAUACAUAUUUAUAUCGUGUUUAAUUUUUCUUCUUGGAGUGACAAUCUACAUGUGUUUCUGCCGUGGAAUACACUUCUUUGAAUGCAUAUGCCAUUGCUGUUCAGCACUAGAGACAACAGGAAGCCAACGUGUUAGACAGAACGAGCAAGAGAACGAUUUGACAAGAACCGGAAAUGGAAAUGGGGAAGGCGGUAAUGUGAUAGUUACAACUGAAAACGAUGUGACCGAUAACGAAAAUGAAAAUGAAAACGAAACCGAAAAUGCGUCUGAAAAUGAAAACGAAACCGAAAAUGCUUCUGAAAAUGACUCUAUUAAUAGCGGUAUUUUUGGUCUGCCACCAAGUUACUCGUACAUUGAAAGAAAUGCUCCAGAACCAAACUUAAGUGACAGUGAGACUUACAUUUGCAGUGCAUCGGAGCAGGCUGGCCCUGGUAUUUCCAAAUGUUCAGCAGAAUUGCCCCCAUCUUACUCAACAGUUCUUGGCCACGAAGAAGAAUACAACGUACAUAUAAUCUAGGAAUAUUGUAAAGAGCAUUAUAACUGCUAGAUUUAGUUGGAUGAGAUUUUUUUUUAUUUAUAAAGCGUUUUUCAGGAACACUCUAAGAUAUACCGGUACAUUUCCAAACGAAAGAGAAGAAUAUAUAAAAUAUAUAUAUGAUCUUCAGGAUUGUAUUCAGUAUUUCCAGGACACUAACUUCUACUUAAAAUAAAAUACAGUGGCCAUGUAUUUAUUUCAGUGUCGGUUUUGUUGGAAUCACUGUUUGUAUGUUUUGGUAUGCAUUAAACUGUAGACUACAUUCAUUUCAUGGUUGCAAUUGAAAAAUAUCCAAAUAUUUUAUCUUUACAUAUUCAAUUCAAAUGUAUUGUAUGAAAUCCUCAUAAGAUAUUUAUAACUUUACUGAAUAUGUAAAUCAAGUUUGCAUACAUAAUAAAAAGUCAUGCA